UCCAUUUUUGUCUUUAGAUGAUGAAUGGGGAGGUAAAUGCUGUCCCUCUGGAAGUGGCUCUUACAUUAAAGGCAACAGGAGGACCAGAGUCGACAGGCAGCUCUGCCAUUAUAUCCCUGCUGGACUGGUAUGAUCUGGACCAGGAGCUGAUCCUGGUUCUGGAGAGACCAGUCCCCUGUGUGGACCUCAGUCAGUAUGUCAAGGAAAACGGAGGCUCGCUGCAGGAGCACGAGGCUAAGAUCAUAAUGCGGCAGCUGGUUGAAGCCGCCAUGGAGCUUCACUCGAAACACGUCUUUCACCGGGACAUCAAACUGGAAAAUAUCCUCGUAGAGACAGGAUCUGAUGUCCCGCGUGUUCGUGUAACGGACUUCAGCUGCAGCUGCUUCAUAAGGAGAGGACAUUAUCACCUCUUCUCAGGGACUCUCGAGUGUGUCCCUCCAGAGUGGUACAUGCAUAAGCGCUAUAGGGCCCGUCCCACCACAGUGUGGCAGCUGGGAGUGGUGCUGUAUGGGAUGCUGGACGGACACACAUCAUUUGAUACCCUGAAGUUCCUCCACAGCAAACUGUCCAUCAACAGUGAGCUGUCCCAACACUGUCAGGAGUUGUUGCGAAUGUGUCUGUCCAAAGUCCCAAAGCAGCGUCCCACCCUGGAGCAGCUACAGCACCACCCAUGGCUCAAAUAAUGCAGCCUUGCAUCUCAAUAGUGACUGAGCCUUCUCUCCACAGAGGUCAGCUACGUGGGAUGCAUGGACAAUAAUAGAGUAAAAAAAAAAAAAA
Molecule: messenger RNA, 777 nt
Organism: Lates calcarifer (barramundi perch)
Lineage: Eukaryota; Metazoa; Chordata; Actinopteri; Centropomidae
Product: serine/threonine-protein kinase pim-2-like
Exons: 4
Coding region: 18-683 (221 amino acids)
Biological process (GO): regulation of mitotic cell cycle; protein autophosphorylation; negative regulation of apoptotic process
Cellular component (GO): cytoplasm
Molecular function (GO): ATP binding; protein serine/threonine kinase activity
Source: RefSeq, a predicted model, not a curated record